GUUGGGAAAAAGAACCCGGAUGAGCCGGAAACCGGAGUCGGCGUACCCUGGUUGGUAAGGAAGUGGAACUCCCACCGGAGGGUCGGACAUGGCGGAAUUGGCCGAGGCCGACGAGGCUGAAUUACAGCGUUUGGUGGCGGCAGAGCAGCAGAAGGCGCAGUUCACUGCACAGGUACACCAUUUCAUGGAUUUGUGCUGGGAUAAAUGUGUUGAAAAACCAGGAAGUCGUCUAGAUUCCAGAACUGAAAAUUGCCUGGCUAGUUGUGUGGACCGAUUCAUUGAUACCACUCUCACCAUCACAAGUCGAUUUGCUCAGCUUGUACAGAAAGGAAGCCAGUAGGAGAACCCUUAUCGCUGCCCUAAGUGGGGGAAAUGAAUGGAAAAACAAAAAGAUCUGUAACUGAACAGUUUAUGUACCAUAGGAGAAGUCUAUGAAAGGGUAAAGAAAUCAUGAACAGAUCAACUUGGGAUCUGUGGCUAAACCUGUAUUUAUUUUAAAAGAAUGAAAUGUUCAAAAAGUGAAA
Messenger RNA from Antechinus flavipes (yellow-footed antechinus), 524 nucleotides. RefSeq names its product translocase of inner mitochondrial membrane 8 homolog B (gene TIMM8B). The record is from RefSeq and is a predicted model, not a curated record. The transcript has 2 exons. Lineage: Eukaryota; Metazoa; Chordata; Mammalia; Dasyuromorphia; Dasyuridae. The coding region runs from base 89 to 340 and encodes 83 amino acids.